Molecule: messenger RNA, 744 nt
Organism: Dictyostelium discoideum AX4
Lineage: Eukaryota; Evosea; Eumycetozoa; Dictyosteliales; Dictyosteliaceae
Exons: 2
Coding region: 1-744 (247 amino acids)
Source: RefSeq, a predicted model, not a curated record
AUGAAGAAUAUAGAUUUAGAUGAAAUUGAUAGAUUAAUAGAAGGAAGAGUUACAAAUAUAAAUUCAGCAUAUAAAUCUGAAGAGUUUAAAAAGUCAGUAGAGUCAUGGAAAGAACAAAGAAACUCUCUAAGAGAAUCUCUUUUAGAAUUUUGGCAAGAUAAUGAAGAAAAAAUAAAAUUUACAAAUUGGUGGAAAUCUUUAUCAAGACAAUAUAAACAAGAAAUUCUUACUUUUAAUUUCUCUCAAAUUCUAAUAUUUUUUAUUUUUAUUUUUAUUUUUAUUUUUAUUUUUAUUUUUAUUUUUAUUUUUAUUUUUAUUUUUUUUUUCAUUAUUGUAGCAAUGAUAUUAACAUCAAUUGACGAUUUAAAACAAUCAUUAGAUUUAUAUGAUAACUAUGCACCAAUUGCUAGUCCAGAAUUAUCAGAAGAAGAAUUAGAUUUUUUAUUAUUAAAUGAUAUCCCAAAGGAUAAUAAUGACCCAAUCGAGGAGGAUAGCUUUUUUAAACCACCACCAACACCAACUCUCAUUAAACUUAUAAAUAGUUUGGUAGAUUCAAAAGAAAAUGACCCAAAAAUAUUCAUUGGUCUUGAUAGAAUGAAAUUGUUUUUUAGUGAUUUGGAUGACCCUUCCAAUGUAGUUCAAUCAAUGUUGGUCGUUAGAUCUUGGAUAAUAAUGGGUUUUAUUGUAAAAAUCCUCGGUUUAUUUAAUUCAGAGUUGGAUCAACCAGAAGAAGAAUUUAAUUAA